AUCUAUAAAUCUGUUUUUGGCAAUUCAUUGCUCUCAUAAAAUCCCCAUAUUUCUCUUUUUAUUUUUAUUCAUCAAUAAUCAACCAUCUAUCAACAACCCUUUCCUCUUCUCCAUAAAUCUUUUUUAUAAUCAUACACAAGGAGAAAGUAGAGAUCUGGCCAUGGCUACAUUUGCAGGAACUCAACAGAAAUGCAUGGCCUGUAACAAGACUGUGUAUAUUGUUGAUAAGUUAACUGCUGAUAACAGAGUCUUCCACAAGGGUUGUUUCAGGUGCCACCAUUGCAAUCGCACUCUCAAGCUGAGCAACUACAAUUCUUUUGACGGAGUGCUGUAUUGCAGGCCUCACUUUGAUCAAAUCUUCAAGAGAACUGGCAGUCUGGAGAAGAGUUUUGAAGGAACACCAAAAAUCUUGAAACCUGAAAAGCCUGCUGAGCACAAAGAGAAUGCGCAGAAAGUCUCCAACAUGUUUGCUGGUACCAGAGACAAAUGUGUUGGCUGCGACAAAACUGUUUAUCCGACUGAGAAGAUCUCUGUGAAUGGAACUGCAUACCACAGGAGCUGCUUCAAAUGCAGCCAUGGAGGGUGCACAAUUAGCCCAUCAAACUACAUAGCCCACGAGGGAAAACUCUACUGCAAGCAUCACCACAUUCAGCUCUUCAAGGAGAAAGGAAACUACAGCCAGCUUGAGACUGAUCAUGACAAGAGUCCCACAACCGACAAACAAGCUUCUGUGGAAAUUGCUACUUAAUCAAAUGAAUUUUCUUGUAUGGAUGGCUUUUUAAUUUUUUUUUCACUUGCCAUGAUUUGUGGGCAGUGAUGGAUGGGUUGUUGAGAUUUCUAAGCGAGGUUGAGUGGGUAAAAUAAGAUUUACCACAAUUUGUUGAAGAAUUUGCUUGAAUUUUUAUGUAUUAUCACAAAUUAGUGAUCCAAAUUUAUGAAUACAAAUAUGACACCACAGAAUCUAUUAAGAAAAUUAAA
This is a messenger RNA of Mangifera indica (mango), 978 nucleotides long. Its product is annotated as LIM domain-containing protein WLIM1-like. The coding region runs from base 161 to 748 and encodes 195 amino acids. The record is from RefSeq and is a predicted model, not a curated record. Gene Ontology annotation, molecular function: actin filament binding. The transcript is spliced from 5 exons. Gene Ontology annotation, cellular component: actin cytoskeleton; plasma membrane. NCBI's taxonomy places the organism in Eukaryota, Viridiplantae, Streptophyta, Magnoliopsida, Sapindales, Anacardiaceae. Gene Ontology annotation, biological process: actin filament bundle assembly.